AUGGGGGCGAGUUUUGCUCCGGCGUUCUUGCCGGAUUCUGCAGCGAACAGGGCAUCGUCCUUUAACCACCCUUCCCUCCACCAGUUCCUAGACUCCCGUGACGUCCGGUUUGACGAGUCUGUGUCCUACUAUUCCCGGUACCCCUGUCAAGGUCUCCCGCGUCGCCCUCCCCGCAGUCCUCCUCACAGUCCCCUCAGCAGCCUUCGGCACUUCCGCGACAAGUUCCUGUGGACUCGGUUGGUGUUGGAGCUGGAGGUGCGGCUGCUGGCGGUGCCCGAUCUGGGGGUGCUCGUUCAAGGGGUGCUGAAGCUGGAGGUGCUGGCGCAGGUGGCGCUAGCUCUGGGGGUGCUGGAGCUGGAGGUGCUGGCACUGGAGGUGCUAGUUCUGGGGGUGCUGGAGUUGGAGGUGCUGGCAUUGGAGGUGCUAGUUCUGGGAGUGCCGGUGCUGGAGGCGCUGGCACUGGGGGUGCUGGGGCUGGGGGUGCUAGUGCUGGAGGCGCUGGCAUUGGAGGUGCUGGUUUGGAGGAGCCUGGAGCUGGAGUGUGAGGAUCUAGGAUCGAGCUCAGAAAAGAGAGUUUGA
Molecule: messenger RNA, 579 nt
Organism: Closterium sp. NIES-65
Lineage: Eukaryota; Viridiplantae; Streptophyta; Zygnematophyceae; Desmidiales; Closteriaceae
Source: the annotation of a GenBank genome assembly